AUGUCGUUGCAAUCUGAGGAUACAAGCAAAAUAACCCAGUUCGUUAAGGCAGUCCAAAAGCUCGUAUUUGGCAAUCCGGAUCGUUGGUCUCUGGCCUCAGACACCGUUCCCUUUCUUGAAUAUCUAGAGGAGGAUCCCGAGGGUCAUUUCGGAACGAUCGUGAUGGACUUUAUGGACACCCCAGAGGAACUGAAUUCGAUGCUUGUGAACACGAAUGUACGCUAG
This is a messenger RNA of Penicillium coprophilum, 225 nucleotides long. RefSeq lists its product as uncharacterized. The transcript has a single exon. The record is from RefSeq and is a predicted model, not a curated record. Lineage: Eukaryota; Fungi; Ascomycota; Eurotiomycetes; Eurotiales; Aspergillaceae. The coding region runs from base 1 to 225 and encodes 74 amino acids.